Molecule: messenger RNA, 3375 nt
Organism: Pristis pectinata (smalltooth sawfish)
Lineage: Eukaryota; Metazoa; Chordata; Chondrichthyes; Rhinopristiformes; Pristidae
Exons: 24
Coding region: 161-2428 (755 amino acids)
Source: RefSeq, a predicted model, not a curated record
GUGACUCCAAUGAUUGAUAACAAAGUCAUUUCCGCCUCUGUGAUUGGACGCACUUCACAGCCGCAGGAAAGGAAAGCGAGGAAACCGAAACUAAGUGGGACUGAGUGACUGCGAGUGUCUGCCUCAGUAGCGGCUGUAUCCGAGAGCCGGCGCUCGCACCAUGGACAAGCAGCCGCUGCUCAGAAACCUUGAAACCAACCAACCAUGUCAGCCCCUGAGCCCCCAGCUUUUAUCCAUGGCUGCAACUGCAGCUUACCCCGGAGCUCCCCAGGCUGAGGAACUUGCCUCAGCACCACCAGCUCAUCUGUUCGAUAAUGUAACUGGAUAUGAGGGGACCACAGCAGGUGGUGAGGAAAGAUUUGUUCCGCCGCCUCUUUCCACGGCAGAAGGAGCAGGAAGACAUGAGCCCCAUCCACAAGGGGCGUGGAGUAUUCCAUCUAUCACUGAAGAGACAGCUAGAGAGGCAUUUAUUGAGUAUGCAUCCAGCAAAUGUUGCUACAGUGCCAAGCCUGCCAAAGAAAUGGUCUUUCGAGAUUUAAAAUCAUGCAACACCUACAGAUAUCGCCUGGAAAGCUUCACUGAGUCCAGAUCAACUGAAUGGACAUCAGAGCCCUAUAAAGGUCAGUUUGUGGAUAGCAGUGCCUACGGACCCGCUCCACUUCCCUGGAGUAUUAUAGUGGAAAUACCCCAACUGUUUCAGGACAACAUUGAGAAAGUUCCCGUGCCACACACUUCAUCCAUAAAGGGAUGUCACUCGUGCAUGGCAAUGGGUAGAAGGGCAUGUACCAACUGCACUGCAACUGGAAGGGUAAAAUGCCAGUUUUGCAACGGCCGUGGAUACAAGUUUGAUGACAGGUGCAACCGCUGCCAUGGCAUUGGCCUUCAAUGCUGUAUCCAGUGUAAUGGCAGUGGUACAAUACCCUGUGAGACGUGCGACCAAAGUGGACAGCUCAUGAUCUACAUCCAGCUAACAGUCAAGUGGAAAAAUAAUGUUCUUGAAUCCGUUGCUGAUCAACAAAGUGGACUUUCUGCAGAUCUUUAUGAGAAAAUGAUUGGGCAAAAUAUCUUCACUGAUGAACAAGUCAGGGUCAGUCCUAUAGUAACGUUUCCAGAAAUUCAAAUCAAUCAGGCCUCAAGGAAGGCCAUCCAGGAGCAUCAGGUCCAGCUAACAAGAACGUCUCUCGUAAUCCAGCAGCGUCAGACGAUUGAGUUCAUUCCCAUCACUCAAGUAUACUAUGAAUGGAAAGGAAAAGAAUACAAUUACUUUGUAUGCGGAGUUGACAACAAAGUGCAUGCCCCUGACUAUCCUGCCAAGUGUUGCUGCACCAUUCUAUGUGCAGUGCCUGGAGAUCUUCCAAUGGCUAGUGGGGGCCAAACUGUACCACCAGCAAACAUGCUGGAUAAACUGGCUGGCUAUGAGUCCAUAGCUGCAGAUGGAGAGGAAAGAUAUCUACCUCCCCCGGUUUAUCCAGCAUACAACGCAGAGGGUGGCCAACCACAGUCUAAUCAGCAAUGGAGCAUUCCCUCCAUCUCUGAGGAUACAGCCAGACAAGCGUUGAUCCAGUAUGCAUCUGAACACGUCACCUACAGCAGCCGUCCUGCUGAAGAAAUGGUCUUCAAAGAGUUAAAACCAUACAACAUGUAUAGGUAUCGCCUUCAGAGCUUCACCGAAUCUCGAUCACCAGAAUGGAAAAGUGAACCUUAUGUUGGUCAGGUGAUUGACAGCUCUGGUUUUGGCAUCCCUCCCCCGCCAUGGGAAGUGCCAGUAGACAUUCCGAAAAUGUUUGAGAAAAAUAAGAAAAAAGUACAGGUGCCUAACACUGCAUCUGUCAAGGGGUGCCACAAAUGUAUGGCGAUGGGUAAAAUCCCAUGCAAUGAUUGCCUUCAAACAGGACGGGUGAAAUGUAGGAUGUGCGAUGGUAGAGGAUCUAUGCUUGGCAAUGACACCAGAUGCAAUCAUUGUAUGGGUAACGGGGUAGAAAGUUGUAGAUCCUGCAGUGGACAUGGGCAACAGAAGUGCGAUGUGUGCCAAGGCCGUGGUCAAUUGUAUUUUUACAUUCAGUUGACAGUAAAAUGGGAAAACAACAAAUUUGAACAAGUUAUUGAACAACAGUGUGAAUUUCCCACACAGAAACUCAGUAAAGUCACUGGGAAGGAGCUCUUCAGUGAUCAACAGUUUCAGGUGUACCCUAUCCUGGGCUUCCCAGAUCCCAGGAUUAAUCAGAUCUCCCAGCAGGGGAUCCAGGAGCAUUGGACUCAGUUUGGAAAGACUUCUCGUAUAAUCCAACAGCGACAUACGGUUGAAAUCAUCCCAGUCACCGAAGUGCAAUUCCAGUGGAAAAACAAAGAGCACAGCUACUUUGUGUACGGCACUGAAAACAAAGUAUAUGCUCCGGAGUAUCCUGGCAAGAAGUGCAUGAUUCUGUAAAGUAAUUUGUCCAAGGCAAAUCGAAAGGCAAAAAAAGCUGCAAAUCAUGUAAAUUUGAAAUAAAACCAUAAGAUGCUGGAAGUACACUGUGUUUGACAGUGGACGAGGCUGAGGACAGACAGGUUGGUGUGGGAAUGGGAAGGGGGAUUAAAAUGGCAUGCAAACUGGAAGAACGUCACCUCAUAUUUGGCCUGGGUAGUCUACAACCCCAUGGCAUGAACAUUGAAUUCUCUAGUUUCGGAUAACCUGCUCUCUCUCCUUCUUAUCUAUCCAGGCCCUCUCACACACACACUUCUUUCCAACCCCACCCCACAACCCUCUAUCAGCCAGUUUCUUUCCACUCCUCCACUUCCUCCGUCUGUCUUUCACCCAUACACUCCUCCCACUGGGUCCCCUGUCCCCUCCUCCCACUGUUCCCAUCUGCCCAUCAUCCCUCCCUCUUCACCUUCCUUUCUUAUCGGAUUCCAUCAUCUGCAGCCCUUUGUUGCCUCCACCUAUCACCUCCCAGCCUCUGUUGCUCUCUCCACCCUUCCCUCCCCCACUGACUCCAUCUGCCAAUCGACGAGUCCUCACCUGCAUCCACCUAUCGCAUGCCAGCUCUUGCCACACCCCUCCCCCUCACCUCUUUAUACUGGCUGUCUCCCCUCUGCUCUUUCAGUCCAAAUGAAGGGACUCGACCCAAAAUGUCGAUUGUCCAUCUCCCUCUACAGAUGCUGGCUGACCCACUGAGUUCCUCCAGCAGCUUGUAUUUUGCUCCAGAUUCCAGCAUCUGUAAUCUUUUGUGUCUCCUGACGUAUUUUGGAGUUGAUGCUUUGAGUUUCUCUGGCUAUGUGUAAGCAACUUUUAAUUUUUAUAUACAUGGGUCAUUCUAUGAUGUUAUUUCCAAUCAACUGAAUGUCUUCAUAGCUUUAUUUUCAAUAUUCCAUUAUGUAACCUCACUGAAAUUC